Orcinus orca (killer whale) is the source of this 1700-nucleotide messenger RNA. It is a transcript of the gene PTGR3, whose product is annotated as prostaglandin reductase 3. The transcript is spliced from 2 exons. The record is from RefSeq and is a predicted model, not a curated record. The coding region runs from base 526 to 1659 and encodes 377 amino acids. Gene Ontology annotation, cellular component: mitochondrion. Gene Ontology annotation, molecular function: oxidoreductase activity. Lineage: Eukaryota; Metazoa; Chordata; Mammalia; Artiodactyla; Delphinidae.
CUGCCGGGCGCCGCGCAGCUCUGAGGACGCCCCGGGCUGCCGCCGGCUGUGGGCCGCGGCGAUCGCGGGACGCGCGGGUCCCCUCGCCGCCCCCCUCACCCUUUUAGAGGAGUCAAAUCCGGCUUUUAGACCGUGGGGAGGGUGGGGAUAUCCGGUGCCUCCCGGGCGCCGGGAGGAAGGGGGAGGGCGGAGAAGAUCCUUGGCCAGUCUGCGCCGAGCAGAUUCAAACCAAAACAAAAAGAUUAAAGGAGCAGUGGCCGGAGCGGCAGCGAUCCCCCCGGCCCGGACCCCGGGGGUGGCGCGCCCGGGAACCGCGGGGGCUGCGCUGACUCCCCGCGGGGCAGGAGGGGGGAGCGGGCACCAGGCGUAGUGGGGAAGGCGCGGGGGGGGAGCCGAGGGGAGGGCGCGGGCCGGAGGAGGGGCGGACCCGCCCGCUCCGCCCGCAGCGCGGAGCCGAGCCGAGCGGCCAGGGCUGGGCGCGACCCCGGCCAGCGGCGGCGCAGAAAGCAGGCGGAGGCGCGGGUCAUGCUGCGGCUGGCGCUUGCCGGGGCCCGAGCCAUCGUGGACAUGUCGUACUCCCGCCACUUCCUGGACUUCCAGGGCUCGGCCAUCCCCUGCGCCAUGCAGAAGCUGGUGGUGACCCGGCUGAGCCCGAACUUCCGCGAGGCCGUCACCCUGCGCUGGGACUGCCCGGUGCCACUCCCCGGGGACGGAGACCUCCUCGUCCGGAACCGAUUUGUUGGUGUUAAUGCAUCUGACAUAAACUAUUCAGCCGGCCGCUAUGACCCUUCCGUCAAGACCCCGUUUGACGCAGGUUUCGAAGGUGUAGGCGAGGUGGUGGCCUUGGGCCUCUCCUCCAGUGCCACAUUCACAGUUGGCCAGGCUGUGGCUUACAUGGCACCUGGCUCUUUUGCCGAGUACACAGUGGUGCCCGCCAGCACGGCCAUUCCCGUGCCGGCCGUGAAACCCGAGUAUCUCACCCUCCUGGUGAGUGGUACCACGGCCUACAUCAGCCUGAAAGAGCUCGGAGAGCUAUCAGAAGGGAGGAAAGUUCUGGUGACUGCAGCAGCUGGGGGGACCGGCCAGUUUGCCGUCCAGCUUGCAAAGAAGGCCGAGUGCCAUGUAAUUGGAACUUGCUCUUCUGAUGAAAAGUCUGCCUUUCUGAAAUCUCUUGGCUGUGAUCGUCCCAUCAACUAUAACGGCGAGCACGUGGGUGCUGUCCUGAAGCAGGAGUACCCGCGAGGCGUGGACGUGGUGUAUGAAUCCGUCGGGGGAGCCAUGUUUGACUUGGCUGUGGACGCCUUGGCUACCAAAGGGCGCCUGAUAGUGAUUGGGUUUGUCUCUGGCUACCAGACUCCUACUGGCCUGUCCCCUGUGAAAGCAGUAACACUGCCAGCCAAACUGCUGAAGAAAUCCGCCAGCGUCCAGGGCUUCUUCUUGAACCAUUACCUUUCUAAGUAUCGAGCCGCCAUGGACCACUUGCUUAAGAUGUAUGCGAGUGGAGAGCUGGUUUGUAAGGUCGACCUUGGAGAUCUGUCUGCAGAGGGCAGGUUUACCGGCCUGGAGUCUGUCUUCCGGGCCGUCGAUUAUAUGUACAUGAGAAAAAACACUGGAAAAAUUGUUGUUGAAUUACCUCACUCUGUCCACAGUAAGCUGUAAAAACAGAACAAUGGCAUAAAUAAAAGGACAAAGAAAAUGGA